Condylura cristata (star-nosed mole) is the source of this 4486-nucleotide messenger RNA. It is a transcript of the gene SEC31B, whose product is annotated as SEC31 homolog B (S. cerevisiae). Gene Ontology annotation, biological process: intracellular protein transport; endoplasmic reticulum to Golgi vesicle-mediated transport; COPII-coated vesicle cargo loading. The record is from RefSeq and is a predicted model, not a curated record. Gene Ontology annotation, cellular component: COPII vesicle coat; endoplasmic reticulum exit site. NCBI's taxonomy places the organism in Eukaryota, Metazoa, Chordata, Mammalia, Eulipotyphla, Talpidae. The transcript is spliced from 26 exons. Gene Ontology annotation, molecular function: structural molecule activity; protein binding. The coding region runs from base 41 to 3574 and encodes 1177 amino acids.
UGAGGGCCCUGUCAGUUUUCUGCCACCUACAGGACACACCAUGAAGCUGAAAGAACUUGAGCGGCCUGCUGUCCCUGCAUGGAGCCCAGCUAGCCAGCACCCUGUGUGUCUGGCCACAGGAACCUCCGCCCAGCAGCUCGAUGCCUCCUUUAGCACAAAUGGCACAUUGGAAAUCUUUGAGGUUGAUUUCAGGGACCCCUCUUUGGACUUGAAACGCAAGGGAGUCCUUUCUGCCUCAAGCAGGUUUCACAAGCUGAUCUGGGGGAGCUUUGGCAAUGGGCUUCUGGAAGGCUCCGGGGUUCUUGCAGGCGGCGGGGACAAUGGCAUGCUUACUGUAUACAGUGUGGCACACAUCCUGUCUUCAGGGGAGGAGCCUGUGAUUGCCCAGAGACAGAAGCACACGGGGGCUGUCAGAGCCCUUGACUUUAAUCCUUUCCAGGGCAACCUCCUGGCCUCAGGGGCCAGUGAUUCUGAGAUCUUCAUUUGGGAUUUGAAUAACCUGAGUGUGCCAAUGACCCCAGGAUCCAAAUCGCAGUACCGCGAGCAGCCCCCAGAAGACAUCAAGGCACUCUCCUGGAACCGGCAAGUGCAGCACAUUCUGUCUUCCGCUCACCCCAGUGGCAAGGCUGUUGUCUGGGAUCUUAGGAAGAACGAACCUAUCAUUAAAGUCAGCGACCACAGCCGCAGGAUGCACUGCUCAGACCUGGCCUGGCACCCAGACAUCGCCACCCAGCUGGUGCUGUGCUCCGAAGACGACCGUCUCCCAGUGAUUCAGCUGUGGGACUUGCGCUUUGCCUCCUCACCCCUGAAGGUGCUGGAGGGUCACAGCAGGGGCAUCUUGUCGGUGUCGUGGAGCCAGGCUGACGCUGAGCUGCUGCUCAGCUGUGCCAAGGACAACCAGCUGUUGUGCUGGAACCUGGGGAGCGGUGAGGUGGCGUUUAAGCUGCCCCCACAGAGCAACUGGUGCUUUGAUGUGCAGUGGUGCCCUCGGGACCCUCCGGUGUUCUCUGCUGCCUCCUUCGAUGGCUGGAUCAGUUUGUACUCUGUGAUGGGCAGGAGCUGGGAACUCCAGCAGAUGAGACAGGCUGACAAGAUCUCUUCUUCUUUCAGCAAAGACUGGCCUCUCCCACCACUGCAGGUGCCAGAGCACGCGGUCCAAGCAUCGCUGGUACCUCCUCUGAAGAAAGCCCCCAAAUGGAUGAGACGGCCAGCGGGCGCUUCAUUUGCUUUUGGGGGGAAGCUGGUUUCAUUUGGCAUCCCCAGCACCCCUGCCCACCAGGUGCCUCAGCCUUGCCUCCGCCUAGUCUUUAUCAGUCAAGUCACCACCGAACCCGAGUUCCUGACGCGGUCCACUGAGCUGCAGGAGGCCCUGGGGUCGGGAAAUCUCUUGAAUUACUGUGAGAACAAGAUCCAGCUGGCGUCACUGCAAAGUGAAAAGAUGCUGUGGCAGUUCCUGAAGGUUUCCUUAGAACAAGACUCCAGGACGAAGUUCCUAAAACUGCUGGGAUACAGUAAAGAUGAGCUUCAGAAGAAGGUGGCCACUUGGAUGAAGAGGGACGUCGGGCCAGCUGGGAGCCCUCAGCUCAAGGGAGAUGGCCUCUGCCGAAACAGACAUCAGGUCUUCAGUAGCCAGGCCUGCAAACACGCCACCGAGGAAGCCUCCUCAGCCUUCUUUGAUGAGCUGGUGCCUCAGAACGUGGCUCCAUGGGAGAUCCCCGUCACAGAAGACACGGACGGACUCCUGAGCCAGGCUCUCCUGCUUGGGCAGCUGGGCCCCGCUGUGGAGCUGUGUCUGCAGGAAGAGCGUUUCACCGAUGCCAUCAUCCUGGCCCAGGCUGGGGGCACAGAGCUGCUGAAGCAAACACAAGAGCGCUACCUGGCCAGGAACAAAACCAGAAUCUCCUCGCUUCUAGCCUGUGUCGUGCGGAAGAAUUGGAAAGAUGUGGUGUGUGGCUGUAGUCUGCAAAACUGGAAAGAGGCACUGGCCUUGCUACUGACAUACGCAGGACCAGAGAACCUCCCUGAGCUCUGUGACAUGCUGGGCUCUCGCAUGGAGCAGGAGGGUGGCAGCGCUCUGACCUCCGAAGCCAGACUCUGCUACGUGUGCUCAGGGAGCGCGGAGCGGCUGGUGGAGUGCUGGGCAAAGUGCCACCAGGUUUCCUCCCCCGCGGCUCUGCAGGACCUGAUGGAGAAGCUGAUGGUCCUUCACAGGAGCCUGGAGCUACUGCGGGGCCCUGAUGGGGUGAGCCCUGGCCCUGCCACAUCCUACAGGAUCACUCAGUAUGCCAGCUUGCUGGCAGCCCAGGGCAGCCUGGCCACUGCCAUGCACUACCUACCCAGGGACUGUGCUCAGCCACCAGUGCAGCAGCUGAGAGAUCGCCUUUUCCACGCCCAGGGUUCUGGCAUCCUGGGCCAACAUUCUCCCCCAUUUCCCUUCCCCCGGGUGGUUGUGGGGGCCACCCCCUGCCGUAAAGAGACAGCGCCUUAUGGAAUGGGGUUCCAGCCUUCUCAACAGGUGGCAACACCAUCUCCAAGGCCAAGGAUUUUCAUACCUCAGUCCUCACCAGUGAUGCCCUUGACAGCUUCCCAUUCUAGCCCUUAUCAGGGCUGCAGGGUGCAGAACAGAAGUGAUUGCAGAGCGCCUGGGCUCCAGGCAGCCCAACCUUUGUCCCUGGGGCCUGGAGUAAGGCCUGCUUUAUCUCAGCCGCAGCAGUUGAGAGAGCAAAAGGCACAAGCCCUUAACCCCGUGGGGGUCCCUGGAUCGUGGCCUUUCCCUGGUCUCCUGACUCCCACAGCGCCCACAGACCUCACGCAGCCUGGCUCUGCCUCUCUGUCUGUGAGGCCCCAGCUGCUUCCGGUGAGCCCACCAGAUCUCAGCCUUCUGAGCCUCCAGCCCCUUGCUGCUCCCAUCAGCUUCCCUGUGGCGCCUCCUCCGGGAGGGCCAGGCGCUCCGUGCUCUAGCAGUCUCCCGGUCACCAGCCUCUUGACUCCUCAUCCAGGACCUCAAGAUUCCUUGAAAAAUGCUGCAGCUUCCAGGGCAAACCUUCAGAGGACAAAGCUGCCAGAGACAUUUGUGCCCCCUGCAGCAAUUACUGCUCCAGUUAUGAACCUCACCCCCGAGCCACGAGGGACCCUUUCCUCACAGCCCCCCGCCCCCAAUGUGGGUCAUGCUCCCCCUGGGGCUCCGGGAGAACUCAGCCUACAGCGACGUCAACGACCACCCGAAAAGGUGGAGAAGAAGGAGCUGCCCCCUGAGCAUCAGUGCCUGAAGACCAGCUUUGAGGCGCUUCUGCAGCGCUGCUCCUUGUGUGCCACAGACUUAAAGACAAAACGGAAGCUGGAGGAGGCAGCCCAGCGUCUGGAGUGUUUAUACGAGAAGCUUUGCCAAGGGACACUCUCGCCUUCUGUGCUGGCCGGACUCCAUGAGGUGGCCCGCUGUGUGAACGCAGGAAGCUUUGCGCAGGGCCUGGCGGUGCACACCCAGGUGGUGAGCUGCAGCAGCUUCAGCGAGGUCUCCGGCUUCAUGCCUGUCCUGAAGGCCGUCCUCACCAUUGCUCUUAAGCUGCACAUCUAAACCAGGCAGCCUCUCUGACGGAAGCCACUUCUGCUGUUACUCAACAACUCCCUGCAGAAAAGGGGUAUUUCGAAACAGAUUCCGAUUGCUUUCCCCACCCCGUUCCCCUGCUGUCAGGUACGUGAUACUCUAGGCUUGGCUCCAAAUCGCCGAGCACCUGCUUUGUGCCGGCCUUGUCAACCGGCCCAGGGGUCCGUCUGCCUGCCCAGGAGCAGCGCAGCGCCAGCUCUCCACGUUGCCUCCCAGCGCACUCCCACGGCACCUGGGCAGUAUCUGCUCCCAGAGUACUGUGGGCCCGAGGCUCUGAGGAGGUGAGCAGGCUUGUUACUCCUCAGUCUACCUCUGCUGUGCCUGUCUGGGCCUUCUGUUUUCCCCUUCUUACGAGCCUGACCUGGCCUUCCCCUCGCGUCUGACUUCGUAUUUUCAGCUCCUUAUUUCUCUGAAUCCUGGAGCCUGGGGUAAAGGUGACUGUUGCUCACAGACUCAAAGAUGUCUCAGACUUGAGGGAUGGGUUCCCAGCAGUACCAAGAGAAGCAACUUUGGUCCUUUUGAAAACCUGCCAGCGUGGGUGGGCUAGGGUCAUAGGGUGGGUGUGCACGGCCACUCGCUGGGGCUGGCAGGGCUGUGAGAGAGGAGCACAGGGGCCAGUGCUGUGGGGAGCAACCCAUGACUCACCCUGACCGUGGCCCAAGGCCCUGGAUUAUUUAUUCUGCGAUAAUAAACCCAGUUGUGGAAGGGGGCCAUGUUAGCCAAAGAUUCCUCUAUACUGCUCCUGGAAAGCUGGAGGCCCUUCUCCCCUCUCCGCCCCCACGUGUCUCAGGGUUGCCUUUUCCGUCUGUGCUUUCAUGGUUGGAUUCUGCAUUUGCUGCACUGAUGUGUUUAACGUGCAAUAAAGUUGUGUUGAUUUGGUUU